This is a messenger RNA of Cydia fagiglandana, 1869 nucleotides long. Its product is annotated as sodium-dependent nutrient amino acid transporter 1-like. The record is from RefSeq and is a predicted model, not a curated record. Bases 151 to 1869 code for a protein of 572 amino acids. Gene Ontology annotation, cellular component: plasma membrane. Gene Ontology annotation, molecular function: L-amino acid transmembrane transporter activity. Gene Ontology annotation, biological process: sodium ion transmembrane transport. NCBI's taxonomy places the organism in Eukaryota, Metazoa, Arthropoda, Insecta, Lepidoptera, Tortricidae. The transcript has 13 exons.
ACAAUUAAUGUCGUUGAAGAUGUGCCAUAUUCCGAGAAUGGUAAACGACCAUCAGCACCAGAAAAAGUAAACAUUGUAUCCCUUGAAUCAGAUACGAAAGAAGACCGAAAACAAAAUCGACCAAAAUGGGACAACGCCAUAGAGUUCCUGAUGUCCUGCAUAGCCACGUCCGUGGGCCUCGGCAACGUCUGGCGGUUUCCCUUCGUCGCGUACCAAAACGGCGGGGGAGCCUUCCUCAUCCCCUAUAUCAUAGUGCUUUUAGUUAUAGGAAAACCUAUGUACUAUCUGGAAACAGUACUUGGACAAUUCAGCAGCAGUAACUGUGUAAAAAUAUGGGCUCUUUCGCCGGCCAUGAAAGGUACCGGCUACGCGCAAGCCUUAGGAGCCGGUUAUGUACUUUCCUACUACGUGUCCAUCAUCGCGCUAUGUCUUUAUUAUUUGGUGAUGAGUUUCCAAUCAACGCUACCCUGGGCCGUGUGCCGGGAGGAGUGGGAUAACUGCGUGCCUUCGGGAGAGUCCGUCAAUGCAAGCCAAUUAGAAGGAAAUGCAGUCAGCAGCGCUGAAUUAUACUUCACACACACGGUACUCCGUCAAUCAGAUGGCAUCCACGACGGAAUUGGGUUGCCGAUUUGGGAUUUAACGAUAUGCCUGCUGGUGUCAUGGAUUAUCAUCUUCUUUAUUGUGGCUCGAGGAGUCAAGAGUUCGGGCAAGGCUGCUUAUUUCCUGGCUCUCUUCCCCUAUGUCGUGCUCUUUAUUCUGCUUAUCAGGGCUGUAACUCUUCCUGGUGCUGGAAAAGGCAUUAUGUUCUUUAUAACACCCGAGUGGGGGAAAAUUCUAAGAUUAGAGGUGUGGUAUGCUGCCGUGACCCAAGUAUUCUUCUCGCUCUCUGUGUGUUCUGGUGCUCUCAUCAUGUUUGCUUCUUACAACGGGUUCAGAUCAAACGUUUACAGAGAUUCCAUGAUCGUAACUACGUUGGAUACGUUCACAAGUUUAAUAUCGGGUAUAACAAUCUUCGGUGUCCUCGGCAACUUGGCUUACGAAUUGGGUUACGAUAAUGUGGAAGACGUUGUCGGUAGCGGCGGAACCAGCCUUGCCUUCAUUUCGUACCCUGAUGCCAUCGCCAAGUCACCGUUUGUACCACAGCUGUUCGCGGUUCUGUUCUUCCUGAUGAUGGCCGUGCUCGGCAUCGGGUCUGGCGUCGCUCUGCUUUCCACGCUGAACACCGUGCUGCUGGACGCCUUCCCGAGAGUGCCCACUAUUUACAUGGCCUGCGGCGCGUGCACCGCCGGGUUCCUCGUUGGACUCGUAUAUGUGACGCCGGGUGGACAAUACGUUCUUGAGAUUGUCGAUUAUUACGGAGGAACGUUUAUGCGACUCUUCGCUGCCAUUGCGGAAACCAUUGCUGUCUUUUGGAUUUAUGGUCUGGAGAACCUUUGCAUCGACAUUGAAUUCAUGUUGGGUAUUAAGACUGGCUGGUAUUGGCGCAUAUGCUGGUCUAUCGUAACCCCGGUUGUGAUGAUCACUGUCUUCAUGUACGCGAUGGUGACCACUGAGGCUCUUGUCUUUGGAGGCACAUACGUAUACCCGAGGGCUGCUUAUAUUGCUGGUAACAUGCUGCAAUACGUAGGAAUGGCGCUGAUCCCUAUCUUUAUUGUAGCCUCUUUAUGGAAGUACACAUCUCGUACAUUUACUGAGACUGCGAAGCGCGCGUUCAAGAAGAAGCCCAAUUAUGGUCCAUCGGAACCGGAUCUGCGUGAAGACUGGCGGCAGUUCAGCCUGCAGGCCAAGCGCGAUCGCGAGUCCGUCAACAACAACUGGUUACAGCGUAUCGGGCGAAGCCUCGUAGGAGGACACAGGAAGAAUAAAUAA